Molecule: messenger RNA, 2398 nt
Organism: Aphis gossypii (cotton aphid)
Lineage: Eukaryota; Metazoa; Arthropoda; Insecta; Hemiptera; Aphididae
Product: alpha-1,3-mannosyl-glycoprotein 2-beta-N-acetylglucosaminyltransferase-like
Exons: 3
Coding region: 694-1974 (426 amino acids)
Biological process (GO): protein N-linked glycosylation
Cellular component (GO): Golgi apparatus
Molecular function (GO): alpha-1,3-mannosylglycoprotein 2-beta-N-acetylglucosaminyltransferase activity
Source: RefSeq, a predicted model, not a curated record
UACAUAGAUGAUAAUAAUAAUUAAUAAUAGUGAGAUAACAUCCGGAUCCGUCACACGGGCUAAUACACGAAUUACACAUUUACACGAUACAUAUUAUUAUAGAUGAUCGUUAUUUUAGUUAUUUGUUUGGUGAUAAUUACUAAUUUUUUUUUCUCGAUCACUCGUUUCCUGACCCGUAGGUGCGUUUUAACUGUCGUACGGGUUAAAAUUAAUGUACAUCAAUUGUUUUUUUGGUCAACUACCGAGCACCACGUCCGUCGUUGUUCUCUUCAAUCCCGUAGUGGGAAUAUCAACAACUGUUUCGGCACCCAUUCACACCAUAUCAUGUUAUAACGUUACAGAUACGUGUUCGCCGAGCCUAUAAUAUGGAGCUCUCCUACACGAUUCGACGGUUGGAUUUUGUAGUGGCGAAUACGUGAUAUGCUCUAUUCCCAGGAACUAGGUUUCUAGUAUUAUGUUGCAAGAUCCUUAUAUCAAUAUAUUUUUUAUUGUGCAAUUAUGACAACAAUCUUAUAAUCAAUCCUCAUAUUUUGACUGAUAUUUCGAGUACCUAUAUUUUAACAAGAAAAAACUAUAUUUGUAUUAAAAUUCAAAUAGCUGAGAAAUCAUCAAUCAAACAUGAUUUUGAAUAUUAUGGUGAAAAUAUUAUUGAUAUUUAAAUUAAAAACCAUCAUUUAGUUAUUAUAUGCUACUAUGAAAAAAAAUCGGUUUUUAGCAUUAGUUUUGUUCAGUAUAUUUAUAUGGCUUGGUAUUAAUCAUUUUUUACUCAAUGAUAACUUCAUUUCUAAACCCAAUAAUUAUCUUGAUGAAAAUUUGGAUGAUUUUGAGUUGCGUUUAAAAAUUGAAGUAGAAACACACAAUAUAAUACGUGAAAAUAUUAAACAGUUAAAUUAUUCAAGCCACGAAGAUAACUAUCAAUUUAAUGAACACAAUUUGUCAAAUUCAUCAAGUGUUGCUAUUUUAGUAAUUGCUUGUAAUCGUCCAUCUAUAUCAAGGUGUAUAAACAAAUUACUAAAAUAUCGUAAAUCAAAAGAUGAAUUUCCUAUUAUUGUGUCUCAAGACUGUAUUCAUGAAAGAACAUCACAAGUUAUAAAAAGUUUUGGCAGAGAGUUAAUUCAUAUACAUCAACCUGAUCAAAAAGAAAUUAAAGUGCCAUCUAAGGAAAAAAAAUUUAGUGGUUAUUUCAAAAUAUCAAGACACUAUAAAUGGGCACUUAAUCAAGUUUUUAACACAUAUAAUUAUGAAACUGCAAUAAUUGUUGAAGAUGACUUAGAUGUAGCUCCAGAUUUUUAUGAAUAUUUUAAAGCUACAUUACCAAUUCUUCAAAAAGAUGAAACUUUAUGGUGCGUUUCUGCUUGGAAUGAUAAUGGGAAAUUUGCAUUGAUUGAUAGAAAUGAUCCAAAGUUGUUAUAUCGGUCAGAUUUUUUCCCCGGUCUUGGAUGGAUGUUAACUCGUAAAAUAUGGAUAGAAUUAAUGCAUAAAUGGCCCCAUAGUUAUUGGGAUGAUUGGAUGAGACAUCCUGACCAAAGAAAGGGUAGGUCAUGUAUAAGACCUGAGUUAUCCAGAACAAAAACAUUUGGAAAAAUAGGUGUUAGCAAUGGACUUUUCUAUGAAAAACAUCUAAAAUAUAUAUACUUGAAUGAAUUACCAGUUGAUUUUACCAAAUUAAAUUUAACUUAUUUACUAAAAAAUGAAUAUGAUAACAAUUUUGUGGAAAUGGUGUAUAGAGCACCACUUGUUAGUAUUAAUGAACUCAAAAAUAAGCAAAUUAGUCACAAUGAUCCUGUGAGAAUCAUCUAUUAUACCAAGAAUAACUUGAAGUCGUUAACAAAACUAUUUGGUCUUAUGGAUGAUUUCAAAAGUGGUGUACCAAGAACUGCGUACAAAGGCAUAAUUAGUUUCACAUAUGAUAAUAGGAGAGUGUAUUUAGCUCCUGUUAAAGAAUGGCAUAAUUAUGAUCCGAGUUGGCAAUGAUGUACUAUCUUAUUGAUUAUAGUUUUAUACAUAAUGUAAAUAAAAUGUAAUAUUUUUAUUAUUCUCAUUUUAUUUUAAUUAUCAUUUAAACUCAAUAUAUCUACAUUACUAGCAUACAAAUGUAAAGGGUGUUUCAUAAAUAGCACAGUUUUUAAUUUUGAUAUAAAUCCAUUUAAUUUAAAAAAAAAAAAAGUAUUAACUAUUUUAUAUUUUGUUUUACUACUAUAAGUUGAGAAUCAAAUGUGAAAUACUAUAUCGAGCAUAUCACCCAUUUACAUAUUUGGCCUGAGGUUACUGAAGUAACUAUAAGUAGUUGUAGUUGUAAUUUUAAUCAUGUUUUCUCGACUUCAUCUAUCAAGUUCACUAAUGAUUCAUUAAAUUUCUUGUUUAAGCCGUAAGAUGUAUUAAAGUUUGCAGCAUGUUU